This is a messenger RNA of Cutaneotrichosporon oleaginosum, 2642 nucleotides long. RefSeq lists its product as uncharacterized. Gene Ontology annotation, molecular function: phosphatidylinositol-4-phosphate phosphatase activity. Gene Ontology annotation, cellular component: endoplasmic reticulum. Lineage: Eukaryota; Fungi; Basidiomycota; Tremellomycetes; Trichosporonales; Trichosporonaceae. Gene Ontology annotation, biological process: phosphatidylinositol dephosphorylation. The record is from RefSeq and is a predicted model, not a curated record.
CAAGGAGCUUCUUGAGGACAGACGCUUGCUUAACGCGUGCCUCGAGCAUGUUGAGAGUGAAUUGAGGGGGCGGACGGUGAGAUGAGAUGAGGAGAGGAGGGGGUGAUGAGAGAGCCGACGGAGGUGGUGGAUGAUGGAGACUGGAGGAAACGACAAAUGUUGUCUUCAGGCUCCCAGGGAGGACGCGUCGCGCCGCUCAUCAGACUGGUUGACGCGUACCGUCACCCAUUUAGUACAUUUUCCACGUCAUUUUGUUACCACGUGUUUUGCGCGUGGAAUGAUGUCGGCCUCCACCCGGAUCUGACGCGUCGACACUCGCCGCCUGAAAGUGCGCAGGCCCGCGCGGCAACACGUUCGAUAAUCUCCAUCUCACGCUUGUUAGCAAAUCGUCUUCGUUCUCAUCUCCUCUUGUUACAUCAGUCGCCCGUAGCAAGCAAUCAAGGCAGCCCUUCACCUUAUCAAGAGCUCUUUAAUCCUGCACCAUGGCAGCGCUCAACUGCCAGCCGCUGUACGAGACGUACAAUGUCUACGUUUCACCCAGCUCUUACGUCUUUGAGCCUUCCAGCUCUACUGUUCCUGCUCUCGGUACUGAUUCGUCGCGCUUGACCAACGAGAAGGAUGUGCGCGAGAACCUCGUCGUUGACCGCCGCUCCGGACGGAUCUCGCUUGACGUGUCCUCCUCAAUACCCGUGGGCCGUGACAAGGUCAUCACUUGCUACGGAAUUCUGGGCAUGAUUACCCUCGCCACCACCGACUAUAUCGUCAUUAUUACGCAGCGCACGCCGAGCUGCCGUCUCCUCACGCACCAGAUCUAUCUCGCCACCGAUUUCCGCCUCCUUCCUCUUAACCCGGCUUCGUCGUCCCAGGCUAUCCUGGGCAACCCCAUCGAGAAUGAGCUCGUGUCGCUUGUGGAGCAGGGUCUUAAGGCCGGCCCGAUGUGGUUCUCCUACGGCUGGGACCUCACCAACACUCUUCAGCGCCAGAAGGCUCUCGAGGACGCCGGUAUGGGCCCGGGACGCGCACCGCUUUGGAAGCGUGCAGACGAGCGUUUCUUCUGGAAUCGGUUCCUUCAGGACCGUUUCAUUACCCUCACCGAGAGUGGUACUGACCUGAGCCGCUUCAUUCUUCCUGCCAUGUUCGGAUUGCUCGAGCUGCGCUCCGCUGUCAUCAACAACCGUGAUUUCCUCUUUUGCCUCAUCGCGCGCCGCUCGCGCCACCGCGUUGGCACCCGCUACUUCACACGCGGAAUUGACAACAACGGCAACGUCGCCAACUUCAACGAGACAGAGCAAAUCGUGCUUCUUGACCCGAUCGAUGACACCAAGUCGAUGCGCGGUCGCGUUGAUGGCCGAGAGCGCUUGUCGUUUGUUCAGAUUCGUGGAAGUGUCCCAGUGUUCUGGGCGGAAAUCAACAACCUGCGGUAUAAGCCCGACCUUCAAAUCAUGGAUAUUCCCGAGACGGUUGGCUCGUACCGCCAGCACAUGCACCAACUGGUCGACAAGUACGGCUCGGUGUACUCGCUCAACCUUGUCAACCAAAAGGGCUACGAGAAGCCAGUCAAGGAUGCCUUCGAGACCGUCGUCAAUGUCACCAACAACAGCGACCGCCAGCUGGCGGAGCAGACCCGAUACAUUUAUUGGGACUUCCACGCCCAGUGCAAGGGUAUGCGCUUCGAUCGCAUUGAGAACCUCGUCGGCGACUUGCAAGAGCAGCUCCUCGCCGAUGGGUGGUAUCAUACGGUCGCUCCUGCUCCGUCUGGCGUAGGCAACUCGAGCGCUGGAGCAAGGGUUCUCAGCGUGCAGAAGGGUGUCAUCCGCUCCAACUGCAUGGACUGUCUGGAUCGUACCAAUGUUACUCAGGCCGCGUUUGCUAAAUGGGCAUUGAACCAGCAGCUCCGCCAGGUUGGCAUCCUCAGCGUCAAGGAAGGCGUCGAGGAUCACCCCGAGUUCAUGCUCAUCUUCCGCAACGUGUGGGCCGACCACGCCGAUGGUGUCUCCAAAGCAUACGCCGGCACUGGUGCGCUCAAGACCGACUUUACUCGCACGGGCAAGCGCUCCAAAGAGGGUCUUUUGCAAGACGGCAUUAACUCCGUUAUGCGCUACGUCAAGAACAACUUCUUUGACGGCGACCGCCAAGAUUCGUACGAUCUCAUCACGGGAUCGUAUGUGGUCCGCCGCGGGGGGAUCCCGCCGCUCAGCGACACUCGUCCGGUCCUCCUCCGCUCAAUGCCCUAUAUACUGGUGUUUGCACUCACGAUGAUCCUCGCGGCCCUUACUCUGCCGCGUACAUCUGGUGCGUCAGCCGGCAGGCUUCGCUGACAUACAGAGUGGUCCAUUUAUUCCUUCCUCCUCCUCUGGCUAGCGCUUGCUUUCGUCGCCGGCUCGUACAUUUGGGGCAACGGCACUUCGUAUGUCGCUUGGCCGCGCCUGAACCCGCCCCACGAGAUCCUUUCGUACGAGGGGCCUGGCUUCCGCGGCACGCGUCGGGGACGCGGCAUGAGCAUCUCGAGUACUGUGCCGCACAAGAAGUCACGCUCCAAGUCACGCGUCUUCGAUGACAUUGAGCUCAAGAAGAAGGGCUCGCUGAUCGACUAGAAGCAUCUGGGAAAAUUGGAGGAUAUCUCUUGGCGCACCGGGACAUGC